Molecule: messenger RNA, 1577 nt
Organism: Motacilla alba alba
Lineage: Eukaryota; Metazoa; Chordata; Aves; Passeriformes; Motacillidae
Product: serpin B6-like
Exons: 8
Coding region: 366-1505 (379 amino acids)
Biological process (GO): negative regulation of endopeptidase activity
Cellular component (GO): cytoplasm
Molecular function (GO): serine-type endopeptidase inhibitor activity
Source: RefSeq, a predicted model, not a curated record
UUUAGAGGCUGGGUCGGGAGGUGCUGGUGUUUUCUUUAGCACGGGGCUUGCUAAAAGACCAUGGCAGUGCUGCCGUGCCCAUUGUGGGUCUGCCGGAGAGAGCUGCCGGUGAUAAUUGGAAUUUCUGUGGGUGGGCAGUGCAGGAAAUCCCCCAACUCUGAUGUAAACUCCUCCCCGCAUUUGGGUCUGAAGGGAAGCAGCAAAUCUGCCAGUUCUCCUUCAAGAAGUGUGGGGGAAGGCGCUGUACAAAGUCCUUCUGCUGACUUGUCCCAGCCUGGCUGGCAGGUUUAAAACCCAGUGUGCACAGGUGGAAGCAAGCUGCAGGUAGCACUGCAGGACUGUAGACUUAGAGAAGGCUCGGAAGCAUGGAAAGCCUCUGUGCAGCAAACAGCACUUUUGCUGUGGAGCUGUUCAGAAAGCUGUGUGAGAAGAAAAGUGGGCAGAAUGUGUUCUUUUCGCCAUUGAGCAUUUCUUCUGCUUUGUCUAUGGUUUUGCUGGGUUCAAGAGGUAACACUGAAGCCCAAAUAAGCAAGGUGCUCUCUCUGAAGAAUGCCCAGGAUGCUCACAAUGGGUAUCAGUCCCUUCUGUCUGAAAUUAAUGAUCCAAACACCAAAUACAUCCUGAGAACUGCAAACCGGCUCUAUGGAGAAAAGACCUUGGAGUUUCUUCCAUCAUUUAUAGAGUCCAGUCAGAAGUCCUACCAUGCUGGCCUGGAACAGAUGGACUUCCUGCAUGCCUGGGAGGAUUCCAGGAAACAAAUCAAUGGCUGGGUAGAGGAAAGGACUGAAGGUAAAAUUCAGAACCUGUUGGCAGAGGGAAUUCUUGAUUCCCUGACCAGGCUUGUGUUGGUGAAUGCCAUCUAUUUCAAAGGCAAGUGGGAAGAGCAGUUCAACAAACAGAGUACCAGAGAGAGGCCAUUCCAAAUUAAUAAGAAUGAAACCAGACCUGUGCAGAUGAUGUUCAAGGAGGCAAAUUUUAACAUGACCUACAUUGGAGACUUCCAGACCAAAAUCCUUGAGCUCCCCUAUGUGGGUAAUGAAGUGAGCAUGAUCAUCCUGCUGCCUAAUGCAAUCCAGGAUGGCUCCACAGGCUUGGAAAGACUGGAAAGAGAACUUACACAUGAGAAGCUGAUGGGUUGGAUCAGUCCAGAAAUGAUGAAGUCUGCACACAUGAGGGUGUCUUUACCCAGAUUUAAACUGGAAGAAGAUUAUGAUCUGAAACCUAUUUUAAGAAGCAUGGGAAUGCCUGAUGCCUUUGAGAUGGGCAAGGCAGACUUCUCAGGAAUCUCAUCUGGGAACAAGCUGGUGCUCUCUGAAGUGGUUCACAAAUCCUUUGUGGAAGUCAAUGAAGAAGGCACUGAAGCAGCUGCUGCCACAGCUGCAGUGGUGAUGAACUGCUGUGCACUGAGAGUUCCGGAAUUCACUGCUGAUCACCCCUUCCUCUUCUUCAUCCGGCACAACAAAACCUCCAGCAUUUUGUUCUGUGGUAGAUUUUGCUGCCCUUAAGGAGGUGAUGUCUUGGCUGCAUAGGUGCCAUUACAGAAUAAAUUUAUAUUUCCCUUGAAUAAAGCAACUCCU